Salvelinus sp. IW2-2015 is the source of this 1584-nucleotide messenger RNA. The record is from RefSeq and is a predicted model, not a curated record. NCBI's taxonomy places the organism in Eukaryota, Metazoa, Chordata, Actinopteri, Salmoniformes, Salmonidae.
GAUCUGCUGAGUGGACUAAAGAUGGGGGAGCAAGGUGGUUGGCUGGAGGCUAACAGAGGAGACUGGACGGCCAUCUUGGAUACCCAGACCAGUGCAGCCAAGGGCCCAGGGGACAACAUCAUUGAGCAGGCCAGGACCAMAUGCGACAUAGUGGGGGUCAAUGGAUGGAACAGCAUCCUAAACUCUGGGCUGGGGAACAACGCUGUUAACCACAACCAGAAACAGACGGUCGAAUACAAAACAACAGCUGAACUUAGUCUUCAUGACAACAGACUGGCUGAGACCAGGGCGAGGCGUAGAUUUGGCCAGCGUGGACGGGGAGGUGUCUGUAUGAGAACAGCCACAGACUCUGCUAGCGAUGCUCCAUCCUGCUCCUAUAGUUGUGAUUCAGAGAGACUGAUGGCGCCUCAGGUUAACCCCCUAACAGGUGCUGCCUUCAGCCUGCCUUCUAUAGGAUCUAUCAACUGGAACAUGGACCCUGCAACAACACAGACACUSCCUGYCCUUCGUCCUCCUCACAAUCUCCUUAUAUUAAACCAAACCUCAGACAAUGCCAGUGCCUCAACACUAAAUAGCUACACAAGCCCAUUGACAAAUGACAGUAGUAGAGAUGGAAUCAGUAAAGGUGGCAUCGCCAAAGAGAAGCGUUUCCCGUGUUCGUUUUGUGGGAAAGCCUUCAGUUUCCCCAAACAGGUGGAGAUCCACCAGAGGAUGCACACGGGGGAGAAACCAUUCGGAUGCCACCUGUGCUGGGCCAGUUUUUCACACUCGUUCAGCCUGAAGAGGCACCAGAGGGURCACACGGGGGAGAAACCAUUCAAUUGCCACCUGUGCCGGGCCAGUUUUUCACACUUGUUCAACCUGAAGAGGCACCAGAGUGUCCACACAGGGGAGAAAACCUGAAGCUGCCCCAGUGUGAGAAGAGGUUCUCCCACCAGCAUCAGCUGAAGAUGCUCCUGAAGUUCCACAUGGGAGAGAGGCCGUUCGCCUGUACACACUGCGGGAAGAGGUUCUCAGAGAGGAGAUACCUCAGGAUACACCAGCAGAAAACAUGGUCCAUGUAUAGAGUAUAGUAACAUGUAGUACUAGUUAGUGUGUUUGUAGUUAAUUCUGUUGCUUUUGGAUUUAGUAGGGAARUGGACGAGGUGAACUCCACCCAGCACAGCCAGAAGAGGAUUGAGUUUUUCCUAGCCACCGUGCUUCUACAUCUGCAUUGCUUGCUGUUUGGGGUUUUAAUCUGGGUUUCUGCUGAUGUAUAAAGGGCUUUAUGAAUGCAUUUGAUUGAAAUUUGAUUGAACUGYGGAAAGAAUGAGUAUGAUGAMGCAGAGUAGAUGAUAUGGUGUCUAGUAAAAAUGCUUCACUAAUGAAGAAUGACAAAUUUAGUCCCUUUAGGUUGAUACUGGUGGUGUUAUAGUGUGAUCAGGAUGGUGCCUUGUAAUGUUAAACCUUUUCCGAKGUAUUCUAAAAUUCAUUUUAUCAAAGUAAGGGUUCCAGAUUUACAGAAAAGGUAAAAUGGUACCAUUGUGAGAAAAGUUAAUCUACUUGUAUCGUUUUGUGCAAUAAAAGUACUGUACGUAAAAGUUA